Molecule: messenger RNA, 1711 nt
Organism: Mizuhopecten yessoensis (Yesso scallop)
Lineage: Eukaryota; Metazoa; Mollusca; Bivalvia; Pectinida; Pectinidae
Product: NXPE family member 3-like
Exons: 4
Coding region: 47-1666 (539 amino acids)
Source: RefSeq, a predicted model, not a curated record
CGGUGCGGAGCAGUACAGUGUGGAGUGUGAACGACAAGUGGAUAGAAUGGCUGCUAACGAAUCAAUUCGUUUAAGAAGGAUACUGAUAUGUUCUGCUAUGAUGACCGUCAUGACGAUUGUCUACCUGUGCUCAAAGGACACCGGGCAAUGGUUCAUUCAAGCAGAAUUUCCGUAUUUGAAGGACGAAUACGAGUAUGAUGUACGCCGGACCUUGUCACUGCAAGCUUUGGAUCGACUAGAUACGUAUAUGAACUACACAGACUUCGAAGACUUCCUGUCGUUAGUGAACAUCACCACAUCAAUGGUUAGCAUAAGGAACAACAAGUCUGACGUCAGAAUCGGAGAUGACAUCACGAUCGACAUUGUAUUGUACAACGGAAGAGGACUACGGGCAACACGCGGAGGUGACAUGCUCAGGGUGUGGCUACGAGAACAUUCCCUGAAAGCUUCUGUUUCCGGUUAUGUGAUUGACCAUGACAACGGGUCCUACACGGGAGUUGUCAAAGCUAUGUGGGCCGGCAAUCCAGAGCUAAUGUUUUCUAUUGGAAAUACCAAAGAACACGUCGGAAUUUAUAUGAAUAUGGUACAUAAAUAUGGUUUGACAACUUUCCUCAGAGCAGGAUUUAAAAAACAAAAUGUGACAGAGUCAAGUUUAUGUAGCGUUGUACCAAAUAUUCCUAACGUGACGGAUUACUGUAACUUUACAGCCCAGAAUUAUAACUUCUCAUUUUUCUGUGGUAAACCGAAAAAACUAGGUUGUGAAGAUUGGGCUGUGUAUGAACAUACCUCUACACACCCUUGGAACGCGAAGCAAAAAAUAUUAUUCUUAAACUAUAAGUAUUUCAAGAAAAGUGUAGGGAAGCUGACCAUAUUAGCUGAUUCUGGUGCUGCAGGAGAAUCGAAUGUAUCCUGUCAUAACGUCAGCAGUACCAUAACAUGGCAGACCACCAAUCCGACAGGCUACCUCUACAACGGUAAUUGGCGAUCGCUGAUAUGUAAAUCAACACUCUCAUGGAAGUACGACUCCUACGCCAAGUGUCUAGAGGACCGCCCUGUACUUAUUACAGGUGAUUCUACCACAAGAAACUGGUACUCGCCUUUAACCGCACUGUUAAAGUUACGCGUAUUCGUUGGUCGCCAUGAAAUCAAGGAUAAAGCAUGGCAAAAAUUUGCUGAAGCAGAAAAUAAAAAGAAAUCAUUAUCGACGUUCUGGUCACCACACGAAAUCCCGUUCUUCAGCUACGAACAGGACAAACGCAACUUUCGAACUGUAGCAUCAAGAAUAGACGAUUUGCCUGGAAACAAAAGUGCUGUUGUUUUAUUACAUUGGUUCGGUCAUAUGGCAAGGACAACUCCGAAACAUUACAGGAAGCAUAUAACGAGUGCUAAACACGCCAUAUUACGACUGUUGAAACGUUCUCCUCGUUCAAGCAUUCUGAUAAAGGGUCCUCACUCUUUCACGUACACUAAUUUUCUCGAACCCCUAGAUUACAUCGGUAGAAUCUACGGACAGAUACUGUACGAAGAAUUCAAAGAUUUACAAGACAAGGUUUAUUAUAUAGAUCAGUGGGAUGCAACAGUAGGAAAUGAAAAUUUAGACAUACACCCACAUCAUUCCUUUGAUCUGGUUAUGACCAAUUUUGUAUUUUCAUUUAUUUGUAAGUAACCAUUUGAUACGUACGGUGGUACAUUUAGGACAUGCACAAUACCA